Molecule: messenger RNA, 4205 nt
Organism: Diorhabda carinulata
Lineage: Eukaryota; Metazoa; Arthropoda; Insecta; Coleoptera; Chrysomelidae
Product: polymerase delta-interacting protein 3-like
Exons: 7
Coding region: 181-1461 (426 amino acids)
Biological process (GO): mRNA export from nucleus; regulation of DNA-templated transcription
Cellular component (GO): nucleus
Molecular function (GO): mRNA binding; DNA-binding transcription factor activity
Source: RefSeq, a predicted model, not a curated record
AAUGUUCCAUGGUUCCAUCUUCCCAAGCUUUCCUUAUAUUUGCCAAAUCUGUCAAUUAGUAUUUGUCGAUGUUGGAUGUGAUUAAUUUUCUAACAUUUCUUUAAGGCUUUCUACAUACAAGUUCAAAAUUUAUUUUUGAGUACUACUUGAGAAAUUAUAUGCAUAUAAUUGAAAUUAUCAAUGUCUAAACAUCGUACAGGAAAUAAAAGUGGAAAGUACAGAACUCAGAAAUCACAAAUAUUUCAAAGUCCAAAAAAUGGUAUAAUCAGAAAAAGCGUAAAAAAUAGGCAAGCAUCCGCUAAAGGAAGAAUGCGGAACAGUAGGAAACUCCAAGAUGCUCGGCAAAAAAUUCUAUUAAAGAAGAAAAAGACUGUCACUGAUGCUAGGGAUAUAUUAACAAAAAUGGCCAAAUCUCAAGAUGCUCGCACAAAAAUCAAUAAGAUACGUGAUGAUAGAAGUGGUCCAUCAACAAGUGAAAAUGUUAAAGUAAUUGGAAAGAAUAUACUGAAGAAAACUGAUCGAAAUGGAAAAAUCAGUUUAGUUACCAACAAAGCUCGACAGAAAUUAGAUAUCAAUUUUGCUAUUCAAAAGCAACUUGGUUUACUUCCUAACAACAGGUCACCUCCUAAGAGACCUGUUCCCAAAAGAAAUGCAGCAGUAAAUACUGUAAGGUCACCUAGCAGUAUCCGUAAGUCUGUUAUAAAUGACACUGUGGAUUCUUUAAGGGAAUAUGAUCCGAGUUUAUACAGAUGGACAAGACCAGAGUCAAGAAAUCGUGCUGCUAUUGAAUUGAAUAAUUCACUAGAAGCUACAAGACAAGUUAUGAGAGAAGCUCUAAGAGAAGAGUUAAGUAAUGGAUGGCCCACUUUUGCAUCACACAACUCAUAUCAAAAAAUGUCUGGAAUAUAUGCUAAAGGUCCUCUUCGCUCUACUCAUGCACCUAUAAGAUCUACUUCUCGUCUACAAACAGGUACAUAUAUAGAUCUGGCCAAUGUAGAAGAUGAAGAAAUGCCUUUGGCACCACUGCCCCCUGCAAGGCCUAUCACUGUGUCACUACAAGGAACUUCUCGUGUCACUAAUGUUCAUUCACGAUUGGAUGAUUCUGUACCUCCUGAAUCCCAUGGCAUUUUUUCCACAGCUAAAACUAAAGUUGUUGUACCUGCUGGUCAUAGAAUCGUUGUAUCUAACUUACAGCCUACAGUUACACAAGAUGACAUUAAAGAACUUUUUGAAGAUAUAGGCCAACUAUUAACAGCAAAAUUAGUUAGACCCGGUGUGGCUGAAGUUAUAUAUAAAAAUUUGAAGGAUGCUCAAAAGGCAGUUGAUACUUAUCAUAAUCGACAACUUGAUGGUCAACCGAUGAAAUGUUUAUUAGUAAAUAAAAGGCCUCUCAAUUAUCCUACUGCACCACCUCUGACAAAAAAUGAACUGUUUAUGAAAGACCGUAUUGGCCUACUAUGAAAACAAAAAAUCCGUAAAACAAAAUUGAUGUAAGUUUGUUGACGUUGUUGUUUUAUUUUUUGUUUUCAGAAGCGUGACAACAAGAAAAGGGGGCGAAGUACCGUCAUCUCCGCCUAAUAAUAAGUUAGUACCAGAUAUUAAUACUAUACAUAAAGUUCUUUUUCAUAAGAAAUAGGAGUAAUUAAGUUAUGUGUUUAUUUUUUUUAAUCGUUGCGGCAUGUCUUUUAGUAUAUGCUCGUAAUAUACAAUAUAAUAUUUGUAUAAACUCUUUAUUCACUUAUAUUUUGAGGAUUGAACGUAAAUAAUUAAUUUUUCAAUAAUUAUACCUUUCUGACUUGUUGAAAAUAUUUCCUUGAAUGAGCAUACAAAUGAAAAAAAUAAUUCGAAUAUGCAGUUCAAAUGUUGAACAAAUAAUUUCAUUUUUAUCUAAUCGCUUUAUGUAAUUAGUUAAUAACGAAAUGGAAACAUAAAGCAUUAAAAAUAUUGAGUUUUGAUAAAAAUGAAGAAUGGUCAAUUGAUAAAGGUGUAAUUUGUAAGAAUUAUGAGUUAUAAAAACAAUAUGAGAUGUAUGUGUUUGAAAUAACGAAAAAAAAAUGAAUACAUGUUAAUGUUUUGAUAGUCGACACCACGAUCUAUUCCAGGGGUGGCCAAGCUCCUUGAUAGUCCGAGUCUUUUUUCAAAAUUUGAAAUGUUUCACGAACCGCAAUUAAAAAUGUAUGCAAAAAGGGUAUUAUUCUUUCUUUUUUACAGAAAUUAUGUUUAUUGAAAACAUAUAAAUAAAAGUACAAAAUGUUUGUAUUGAAUUUAAAAGUUAAACAUAUUUAUUUUACUUCUUUUGAUAAUUUUUUAAAAUUUGUGAAAGCACUUCGCAAUAAUUCUUUCAGAUGCUGCUUUGUUAAUACUGAUCGGUGUUUGGAUUUCACGAAUUUUAAAGUAGAAUAAAAUGAUUUACAUAAGUACGUUCCGAAUAUUGAAAUAAUUCGACAAGCAGCCUUUUUUAAUUCAGGAUACUUCGAUUCUGGUAUAAAUUUCCAAAAUUCAAUAAUCGGCGUCGACUUAUAUUUUAAUUGUAGAGCUUAAUUUUCUUGCAUCUCUACUAAUUCUAAUUCUCCAGAUGCUUUUUGGGUCAUAAUUAUAUUGAAAAUGGAAAACUCAUCUUGAAUUAUGUUAAUUUCAAAUGGAUUUAGAAAAAAAAUCAAGAGACGAUUUCAAAAUUUUCAAGUCUUGAAAUCUGUUUGGGAAUUCCGUCAAUAUUCCUUCUAGCUGUUUUAUAUACUCGUUGAGUGUUUCUUGUUUAUUAUUGGAACAGUUUUUUAAUUCGAGGAAAGUGGCAAAAUGUUUUAUUUUUAAUGUCCUUUUGAAAAAGUCGUAAUUUAGUUUGAAAUCUAAUUAUACACUGUGAGAAGUCAGAUAUUAUUCUAUCUUUCCCCUGCAAUUGUAAAUUGAGUGAUUGCAAAUGUUCCAUGACAUCAGUGAAAAACAUUAAGUCUUGUCAUCGUCUAAUUCGGAAUAGGUUUUUCCUUUCCUUUUCUUUUAGAAAUGCAGUUAUCGGAUCAAACAAAUCUACAAAUCGAUUUAAUACGUUGUAGCUAGAUAACCAUCUAACAAUGCAAAAGAAAUUAAUGUCAUUUGGAUGUUCUUCGUUUUUUAAUUCAAGGAAAUUUUUGAAUUGUCGAUGAUUUUUUGCAUUAGUGCGAAUGUAAUUUACAACGUGUAACACUGUUUUCAUAACAUCAGGAUAUUUUAAAUAUUUUGCAACGAGAUGUUCUCGGUGAAUUAUGCAGUGAAUCGGUAUGAAUUGUGAAAUUUGAGAAUCAUCUCAACCCAAUAAGACCAACAUUUUAACACAGCAUUGCCGGAGCUCCAUCAGUUGCAAGGCUUACAAGUUUAUCAAGAGGCAAAUCAAAAUUUUUCAAUAUGGAAUCUAAUGCAUUUUUGAUAUCGACGCGCGUUGUCUCUUGAAGUGCUACUAAAUCUAACAAUUCUUCUUUGACAACGAAAUCAGCUGAAACAAAACGUAUGAAAACUGCCUAUUGUGGAAGAUCUGUGAUAUCUGUCGAUUCAUCAAGGGUUAAGCUAAAUGCAAUACAGUUCUUCAAAUCAUUUUUUAAAUUAUAUUCAAGAGAUGUAUUAAUUGCAGUUAUGCGUCGUUCGGUUGUAUGUCUCGAAAUGGGAAUCUGCGAAAUAACUAUUUUCAAUGCUGCAUUAUUUGGAUCUAAAACUUUAACUACAUUUUCUAAGUUUUUUUUUUAAUAAACUCCCCUCCCCUCUCCAUACGGGCGUUUUUCACGAGCAAUAUUCCAGGCAAUAACAAAAAUGGCUUCAUCCACAUUAUUAGCUACUAAAGGUCGUCAAAAUUGACUGUUGUUUAUUUAAAUUUUAAAGAAGCAAGUUUGUGUCUAAUCUUAAUUUAGAAUUUGGUGGAUACUGAUUAGAAAACUGAGGAUGAUUGGUUUCAUAAUGUCGACGUAAAUUGCAAGCUUUAUAAUUUUUGACCAUAGAAUUACAAAUAACACAUAAUGCUUUUCCAUUAUUGGCAAGAAAAAAGAAAUUCUCUCGAGACCCACAAAUAAUCCUUCAAAGAGCCGCAUGUGGCUCGCGAGCCACAGAUUGGCCAUCCCUGAUCUAUUCAAUUUUAUCAUUUGUUCUCACCAAAUUGUAUUCUAUUCUUUUGCAAUAUCUUAAGCUUAAUAGAUUUUGCAAUUUUCAACUGUUUUAAUGCAAUAAAUUAAAUUAUUCUGUAA